AAAUAGGAGCGAGAGCGAAGGCCUCUCUCUCUCUCUCUCUCUGUCUCGCUUGGGGUCGAUCGUUGCUGAGGAGGACGAGGAUGGCGGAGCAGCUCACCGACGAGCAGAUCUCCGAGUUCAAGGAGGCAUUCAGCUUGUUCGACAAGGAUGGCGAUGGUUGCAUCACAACCAAGGAGUUGGGAACCGUGAUGCGUUCUCUGGGUCAGAACCCCACGGAGGCUGAACUGCAGGACAUGAUAAAUGAGGUUGAUGCAGAUGGCAAUGGGACAAUUGACUUCCCAGAGUUCCUCAACCUGAUGGCACGCAAGAUGAAGGAUACCGACUCAGAGGAGGAGCUGAAGGAGGCCUUUCGGGUAUUUGACAAGGAUCAGAAUGGCUUCAUCUCUGCCGCUGAGCUCCGCCAUGUCAUGACCAACCUUGGCGAGAAGUUGACGGAUGAGGAGGUCGACGAGAUGAUUCGAGAGGCUGAUGUUGACGGUGAUGGCCAGAUCAACUACGAGGAAUUCGUUAAAGUCAUGAUGGCCAAGUGAGAGCCCUCUCUCUGCAAGGUGAAAUAAGAAGCCGGGGGGGGGGGGGGGGG
Musa acuminata AAA Group (dessert banana) is the source of this 580-nucleotide messenger RNA. RefSeq names its product calmodulin. The transcript is spliced from 2 exons. Lineage: Eukaryota; Viridiplantae; Streptophyta; Magnoliopsida; Zingiberales; Musaceae. Gene Ontology annotation, molecular function: calcium ion binding. The record is from RefSeq and is a predicted model, not a curated record. The coding region runs from base 81 to 530 and encodes 149 amino acids.